Molecule: messenger RNA, 4683 nt
Organism: Rhinolophus ferrumequinum (greater horseshoe bat)
Lineage: Eukaryota; Metazoa; Chordata; Mammalia; Chiroptera; Rhinolophidae
Gene: CCDC125
Product: coiled-coil domain containing 125
Exons: 12
Coding region: 347-1882 (511 amino acids)
Biological process (GO): negative regulation of Rho protein signal transduction; negative regulation of cell motility
Cellular component (GO): cytoplasm
Source: RefSeq, a predicted model, not a curated record
UUUGGUCAGGAAACUGUUUUCUUUUUCAAAUCUGUCCAUCAGAUAUCUUUAGAACACCUGUUAUGCCCAAGCAAAUAAGACAUAUGUACUCCUGCACUAAGGGCGUGUACAAUAAAAGCAUUAGGUAGGAAGUGAGGACUAUUAAAAGGUACGAUAUAGAGCCAGGAGGGCUCAGAGGUAGGAGAAAUCAUGUCUGGCCCAGGGUAGUCCGGAAGCCUACUGGAGGGAGUGGCUGCAAUGAACUGAAGCGGGCCUGAGAGGAAAAAGCAUUCCUAGCAUGGAGAAUGGCAUCAGCUGAGGCUUGAAGAUAACCUGUUUUUCCUAUGGUAAAGACGACAUCUGGCUGAUGAGCAGCGUGGUGAGGUCACUGAGUGAGGCAGAGGCGCAGACCUGGGAAACAGAGGACGAUGACAUGGCAGAAGGUGAUUUAGGGUAUGGCCUCGGAAGAAGGCCCGGCGGUAUUUAUGAAGUGCAAAUUUCACAUUUAUUUACAUCUAGAAAAAGGUCAGAUGAACGGAACUUUGGCCCUCCCCCAUUUCCAAGAAAGGGGGAAGAAAGAAGUGGUGCUGUUUUUCAGCAUUCCAGGAGUGAGAGCUUGCAACAUACAUACCCUGAAGUGUCCAGAAUUUCCCAUCACAGACGACAAAGUAGCACUGAUUCUAAUUCAGAAUUGUCAAAUGUAGAAUUAAAGCAACGUCUUGAUGAAACAUUAGAGGAGGUAGAAAUUUUAAAAACUGAACUUGAGGCAUCUCAAAGACAACUUGAAGGUAAAGAGGAAGCACUGAAAAUUCUUCAAAGCAUGGCAAUGUUUGGCAAAGCCACAAGUCAUACUCAGGCAGUGCUUCAAAAAACUGUGGAACAAAAGAGAUCCUUGGAGAAGGAAAUAAAUGCCUUGCAGUGGGAAAUAGAAUUUGAUCAUGAUAGAUUUAAAAAUAUAGAGGAAUCUUGGACCCAAAAAUAUGACAGGCUAAACUGUGAAAAUGGAGUCCUCAAAGAAACUUUGAAAUUAAAAACAGAAGAAAUUAAAAUGCUGAAGUCUGAAAAUGCAAGUUUAAAUCAACAGUAUUUGGAGGUGCUCGCUAUGCUUGAUAUCAAACAGCAGAAGAUGGUUCAGGAAAACAUGUGCCAUGAUAAAGGUGGCUUUACAGAGGUUUCAGGUCUUGAGCUUGCAGUCCUUGGAGCCUGCCUCUGUCAUGGUCCCAAAGGGAGCCCCUGUUCCUGUGCCAAAAUGGCAGCAUCUGCUCGGAAAAUGCUUCUUCAGUCCAAACAAGAGUUGGAACUUUUGCAGAAGAGUAAAGAAGAAGCUUACAUAAUGGCAGAUGCAUUCAGAAUUGCAUUUGAGCAACAAUUAAUGAGGAAAAAUGACCAUGCACUAAGAUUGACACAAAUGGAUAAACCGUGUAAAAAAGAAACAAAGUGGAAAAAUUGGAAGCAGCUUAAAGAGGAUGGAUCACUAUCACAGAAGACUAAGAAGACCUUAGGGAGGAAACUAUUGGAUAUGCUUCCUUCAGAAAACAGUUCUAAGAGGACUGAAGAUCAGGAUAAUCCUCAGGAAGCCUUUAAGAUGCUAAUAGAUCUGCUGAAUGAUAAAGAAGAAGCUUUGGCUCAUCAGAGAAAAGUUAGUUACAUGCUUGCUAGGGCAUUGGAAGACAAAGACUCAAAAGAAAAUAAAGAAAAAAAUCCUAUGAAAGACAAUUUUACAUUAAAAAAUACCUGGCAGAAAACUUCAGAAUUCUCUGCUUUGCGUGAUCCUAUACAUUCAAGUGCUGAAAUUUUUAAUUCUGUGGGCUGCAUUUGUUCAAUCCAGCACCUUCAUACAGAUCAAAACUACACAAGAACUCUGAAAAGGUCCCUUUCUUUGCCAUCAAAUAUCAUGUUUUGAAGACAAACCAGUUGAAAUUUGAACUGAGAGCUGUUUAUAUCAAGAGACUUUGAAAAAGGAUUGUAUAAAUGUUGCUACAUCUUCAGAAGUUGUGUUUUCUGGAUAUUUCUAAAUUUUAGGAGACAGCUUAAAUACUCAAAUGCUUUCUACGAGAAAUUUAUUAGUAUUCUCUGUUGAUGUAUUCUAUUUAUAAAUUAUAUUACUGUAUUUUAUGGAAUUUUCAGUAUUUACCAACAUCUUAAAAACAAAUAGUGAUUUCUCAUUAGCUCAAGUGACAAUAUAAUGUAAAUUAAGGCUUUAAGAAAUAACAAUGCCUAGGGGUUAAUUUUUGAAAUACAUCUAUUUAUCUUGUUUUAUUUGUGUUUCUCAGGAUUUUUCAUUUUCCACAUAACAGUUUAAAAAUAAUUUCCUUAAGUUAACUUCAACAAGAAGUUACUAUGGUGGGACUCUGGCAGAAGUAUAUUCAAAGUCAUAGCUAGUUACCUUCAUAGCUUCUUUUAUUGUCAGACUGGUGACAUUUUAUAGCCAAAUCUACACAGAAUGCUGGUACAUAGACCAUUCUGAUUUAACUUCUUGGUUUUGAUGCUGAGUUUUAGGCCAUUUUAUUUUCUUUUUCUAUAAAUAUUACAUAAGUAAUAAUCUUUAAUACCUUUUGGGAAUAUUGCUAUAUUAAUAGCAUUACAAUUAUGUCAAAGGAAAUGCAUUGCUUUGUGAGCAAUUAUAAUAAAACAUCUAAGUAUGAUCUCUAGUGAAUUGAAAAAGAUAUAUGGUUACACUGAAUACUACUACUUAAAUACAUAAUAGGGUCAUAAGGUAAUAACAUAGACCAUUUAUAGUUGUGUUAAAAGGAGAGCAUUUAGCUGGCAUUAGUAAACAAUAAUUAAUAAAAGCUGAAAACUUAGCAAAUACAUUUUGUAAAAAGGAGAAAGGAAAAGUAUUGUUACCAGAUAUUAAAAUGUACUGUCCUGAUAAUAACAUAAGCUACAUUAUUUAAAGUAGUGUCAUUAUCAGCAGGGCAAUGGAAUAAAAUAAAGACCAUACACAGAUCUAGUAUAUAUAAUAAUUUCAUAUAAAAUAAAAGGGAUUAUUUAACAAUACCAAAAUUGGAAGUGUAAGAAAUCAAAUUAAAAAAACUGGAAAGGUUCUUUUUAAUGUGUGUGUGUAUGCGUAUAUAUAAAACAAACUCAUAUAAAUUGAUAAAAUUUGUAAUAUUCUGACAGAUGGACAGAGAAUCUGAAUCAAUAGUUCAUAAAAGACAGAUUACAUGUGGUUAGCAAACAUGAAGAUAUAUUCAGCCACAGUAGAAAUCAAUGAAACAAAUUAUGAGAUAUUUGUGAAAGAUUACAAAGAUUAUGUGAGUUCUAGGGAUGAUGUGAAACAUACUUACAUACAGUGUUGAUGAAUGUAUAUAUUUGAGACCCUGUAUUCAAUUUUUUUGAGUAUAUAUUCUUAAGUGAAAUUGCUGGAUAUGAUAAUUAUAUUUUUAAUUACGUGAGGAAGCAUAGGUUUCCAUAUGGGCUGUACCAUUUUACAUUCUCGCCAACAGUGUACAAGGGUCCCAAUUUCUCCACAUCCUUGCCAACACGUUUUUUUAUAGUAGCCCUAAUAGGUAUGAGGUGAUAUCUCACCGUGGUUUUGCCUUACAUUUCCCCAGUGAUUACUAACAUUCAGCAUCUUUUUCAUGUAUUUGCCAUUUCCAUAUCACUUUUGGUGAAAUGUCUAUUCAAGUCCUUUGCCCAUUUUUUAAAUUGGAUUUUUUAAAAUCGCUGAGCUAUGAGAGUUCUUUAUAUAUUCUGGAUAUUAACCACUUAUCUGAUAUAUCAUUUGCAAAUAUUCUUUCCCAUUCCAAAGGUCGCCUUUACACUCUGUUGAUUAUGUCCUUUGAUGCACACAAGUUUUUAAUUAUGAUGUAGUCCCAUUUAUCUAUUUUUUGCUUUUGUUGCCUGUGCUUUUGGGUUCAUAUCCAGGAAGUCCUUGUCAAAUCUAACGUCAUGAAGGUUUUCCUCUAAAAGUUUUGAUAGUUUCAGGUCUUUGAUCCACUUUGAGUUAAUUUCUGUAUAUGCUGUAGGGUAAGGGGCUUCUUUGUUUUUAAGAACUAUUGAACAGCUACUGGAGUAUAAAUUAAUACAACUACUUUGGAGAAAUAUGGCAACAUCAACACUAAUUAAAAAUGCAUAUGCAUAUAAAUAUUCCUUUAUUAAUAACUGUGAAAGAAUGAAAAUAACCUAAAUGUCCAUGUGGUAGAAUUCUAAAGAUGGCCCUCAAGAUUCUCAUCUAGGGAUGAUCUAGGUACUGCCUGCCAUCCAGAGAUUUUUAAAAUGUAUGUCAAGUCCAAGUGAAUUGACCUUAAUAUCUAGAUAACCCAAUCAGAUGAGCCCCCAUUGUUUUUUAAAAAGCAGAGAUUUCUCUCUUGGUAGUAGAUGAGGAAGCCAGACAGAUUUUAGGCACUGUGGUUGGCUUGAAGAUGGAGAGUGCCACGUGACAAGGCACGUGGACUGCCUUGAGAGAGAGACUCCUGGCUGACAGCUAGAAGGACAGGAGGCGCGUGCAUUAAAACGGCAUAAGCUUGAAAGCAGAUUCUUCCCUAGAGCCCAAGAUAAGAGCCCAGUCUGACAGCUUGAUUUCGGACCAUGCAAAAAAUAUAGUUGAGCAACGCCAGAUAACUGACCUAUAGAACUGUGAGCUAAUAAAUUUGGGUUAAGCUGCUACAUUUAUGGUAAAUUUUACACAGCAAAGGAAAAAAAUAACAGUUCAUAAAUAGAGCAUGGGUAAGUAGUGUUAUAUACAGUCUCUUUACACAC